AUGGAGAGUCAGUCCAAGUUCCUAGUCUGGUAUCUCCAUCAUGGCAGAGGAAACAGCGACCUGGUGAGCCACUUGGAUCCCCACAAGUCUGUGGGACCAGAUGGGAUCCACCCAAGGGUGAUGAGGGAGCUGGCAGAAGAGCUUGCCAAGCCACUCUUCAUCAUUUACCAACAGUCCUGGCUCACUGGGGAGGUCCCAGAUGAUUGGAAGUUGGCGAAUGUCAUGCCAAUCCACAAAAAGGGCCGGAAGGAGGACCCGGGAAACUACAGGCCUGUCAGCCUGACCUCAGUGCCUGGCAAGGUUAUGGAGCAGCUCAUCCUCAGUGCAAUCACACAACACCUACAGGAUGGACAAGGGAUCAGACCCAGCCAGCACAGGUUUAGGAAGGGCAGGUCCUGUCUGACCAACCUGAUCUUUUAUGAUCGGGUGACCCACCUGGUGGAUGAGGGGAAGGCUGUGGAUGUGGUCUAUCUGGACUUCAGCAAAGCCUUUGACACUGUCUCCCACAGCAUACUCCUGAAAAAGCUGGCAGCCCACAGCUUGGACAGGAGCACUCUCUGGGUUAGGAACUGGCUAGAGGGCCGGGCCCAGAGAGUGGUGGUGAAUGGUGCUGCAUCCAGUUGGCAGCCAGUCACUAGUGGUGUCCCCCAGGGAUCAGUGUUGGGCCCAGUUCUGUUUAAUAUCUUUAUUGAUGAUUUAGAUGAGGGAAUAGAGUCCACCAUCAGCAAAUUUGCAGAUGACACUAAGUUGAGGGGGAAUGUUGAUCAGCUGAAAGGCAGGAGUGCUCUGCAGAGGGACCUGGACAGGCUGGAGAGUUGGACUAGUUCCAAUGGGAUGAGGUUGGAAUUCAACAAGGCCAAGUGCCGGGUCCUCCACUUUGGCCACAACAACCCCCUGCAGCAAUACAGGCUGGGCACACAGUGGCUGGAGAGCAGCCAGACAGAAAGGGACCUGGGAGUUUGGAUUGACAGGAAGCUAAACACGAGCAAGCAGUGUGCCCAAGUGGCCAAGAAGGCCAAUGGCAUCCUGGCCUGGAUCAGGAACAGUGUGGCCAACAGGUCCAGGGAAGUGAUUCUUCCCCUGUACUCAGCGCUGGUUGCCCAGGACCACGUCCAGUUGAGGUUUGACUAUCUCCAAGAAUGGAGAACCCACGACCUCUCUGGGCAACCUGUGUCAGUGCUUGGUGACUUUGACAGUAAGAACGUCUUUCCUGAUAUUCAGAGGGAACCUCCUGUGUUUCAGUGUGUGCCCAUUGUCUCUGGUCCUGUCACUGGGUAUCAUUAA
Molecule: messenger RNA, 1284 nt
Organism: Lepidothrix coronata (blue-crowned manakin)
Lineage: Eukaryota; Metazoa; Chordata; Aves; Passeriformes; Pipridae
Product: RNA-directed DNA polymerase from mobile element jockey-like
Source: RefSeq, a predicted model, not a curated record